Molecule: messenger RNA, 3808 nt
Organism: Dromiciops gliroides (monito del monte)
Lineage: Eukaryota; Metazoa; Chordata; Mammalia; Microbiotheria; Microbiotheriidae
Gene: N4BP3
Product: NEDD4 binding protein 3
Exons: 5
Coding region: 509-2194 (561 amino acids)
Cellular component (GO): cytoplasmic vesicle
Source: RefSeq, a predicted model, not a curated record
AGGAGGGGUGAAGGAGAUGGUUCUAGGAAUCUGCCUCGGCUCGGAGAGUGGGAGGCGGGGGAUCCCUUGGCCCACAGCUUCCGGACAAGGGGGGCGGUGGUGUUGCCGGACUUCGCUUUCUCCAUUCUCGCUUUCCCGGAGAGGCUGGCUGGCUGCCUAUUCUGGGACGGGUCCAGGUCUCAAAUUCUGGGACUGAGUCAGGCCGGGUUUUCCCUCUGCCUCUGGGAGCAGAGCAAACGACUCGAAUCACUGGCUUUGGCUCCGGUUCCUGAGCCGGACCGCGUUUUCUCAGUGCCCCUGCGGCAGAGCCGGUGGCAGGGGUUUCAGUGCCUUCUAAAGCCGGGAGCCUGGAGCAAAGAGGGUUCGAAUCUCGGAGAGGGAAGAGGCUGCUCCGCGGUUUGGGAACUGGGAUCCCGAAGCCUGGUCCCAGGUCUAGGACCCGACGAGCUGGCAAGGAACGAAUGCCGGCGCCAACAUGAGCCGGCCCUUUAAGUCCUGCUGAAGCUUCAUGGCCACAGCCCAGAGAGCUCCGAGAAGCAGUGACACUGCCCUCCACAUCAUGGGCAGCGUGGGUAGCCUGCUAGAGAGACAGGACUUCUCCCCCGAGGAGCUGCGGGCUGCCCUGGGUAGUGCCCGAAGUUCACGCCAGCCGGAUGGGCUCCUCCGAAAGGGUCUGAGCCAACGAGAGCUCCUCAGCUACCUUCACCUGGCGAAGAAGGACUCCAAGACCACCAAACGCUGGCCUUCGGGGGGGUCUCACCGGCAGGGGGACGAUGACCUCCACAGCAACUACUCGGGCCUCUACUACCGGGAACACCCCCGAGGGGCCGACUUCACCAAGACUUCCCUGCCUGAGCGGGGCCGCUUUGACAAGUGCCGCAUCCGCCCAUCAGUCUUCAAACCAACGGUGGGUACAGGGAAGAGCUUCUUGUCCAUGCAGAGCCUGGCGGCCCAUAAGGGUCAGAAGCUAUGGAAGAGCAACGGGAGCCUCCACACACUUGUGUGCAACCCACCUCUGAGCCCUGGGCCCCAGGCCAGCCGGGCCCGUGCCCAGCUGCUGCAGGCGCUUAGUUUGGAUGAAGGCGGCCCCGACCCAGGCCUGUCAGAUUCCUCCAGUGGUGGCAGCGGUGGUCCUGGUCCCUUCAGUGCCUCCCUGGGACACGUCAACCACCUGGGGGGCUCCCUGGACCGAGCUGCCCGAAGCCCUAAGGAGCAGGCCAUGGUGACCGCUGGUGAGAUGGGGCCGUUGGCCACUCUGAGUUGCCUGCCUGAGCCCCCGCCCCCCUACGACUUCACUUACGGUGCUCAGCUGACCCAGGACUCAGUGGCCCUGCGGCAGGGGCAGCCCGGGGUCGGGGGGCUCUCCGAGCUGAAAGGAGGGCUCAGUGAUGACGAUGGUCCCAGCCCUUUUGCACAGGAGCUGGAGGACAGGCAGCAGCUGUGGCUGGCUGAGCUGAAGCGUCUCUAUGACGAGAAGCUGCAGGAGCUGGCCCAGAAGGCUGAACGGAAUGAACGGAGCCUCCAGCUGCAGCUCUUCAUGGCUCAGCAGGAGCAGCGGAGGCUGCGAAAGGAGCUCAAUGCCCGGCAGGGGCUGACCAAGGAGCCUCCACACUCCCCGGACCGCACCAGCCCCAGCCUGGAGGAGGAGGCCAAGUGGGAGGUGGGUCAGAAGACUUCAGAAAUCUCUCUCCUGAAGCAGCAGUUGCGGGAGGCCCAAGCAGAGCUGGCUCAAAAGCUAGCAGAGAUCUUCAGCCUGAAGACAAAGCUCCGGAGCAGCCGGGCCCAGGCCGAGGCCAAGGACAGUGAGCUGGCCCGGCUCCGGGACACCCUGUGCCACCAGAGCCCCCAGGAUGGCCCUGGCCCGGGGGAUCUUCCUGAUGGGGGCUGUGAAACAGAUGAUUCCAAGAGCCAGGGACUUCGGGGGGAGGUGGGCAGUGGUGGGGCGGAGCGGCUGUGGACUGAGCUGCAACGGGAGCGCCAACAGGGCAGGGAGCAGGCCUUGCUCUUUGAGCAGGAGCGGAGGACGUGGCAGGAGGAGAAGAACAGGGUCCUUCGUUACCAGCGGGAGAUCCAGGUGAGCUACAUGGAGAUGUACCACCGCAAUCAGACUUUGGAGCAGGAGCUGCGCGAGCUGCGCGAGCUGCGGGCACCACAGGCGCCCUGGAGCCCAAGGCUUGAGUCGUCCAAGAUCUGAGUGACCCUGGAGCUGAGUAGGUGGCUGCCACAGGACCCCGCAGGGGGGAUAGUCCUUGGAAAAUGUUGGGAGGGUGCCCCCUUCUCUCCCCCAUUCCUCUGCAGGGUUCCAGGCCCUGAUGAAGCAUGGGAUGGAUAGCCCCAUGCAGGGCUAGGCCAGGCUCAGGAGGUGGGCUUCCAGUGUGGGCACUGCCCUCAUUUUGGUGCUUGGAAGCAAAAGAUCAGGGGGCUUUUCUCCCCUUUUGUCAUAUGUCCUAGUGUGUCCUGGCCAUGCCAAGCCUAACCACUCCCUGGAUUGGCUAUGUGAUCUGCAUCCCAGGCCCAGUGAAGAGGCUGGGAGGGUUAGAGUGGAGCCCCCGAUAAUACAGAGCUUAGUGGGGGGAAGGGCUGGAACGGGAGAGGGAGCCUGGAGACCAUGAGCCCCUGUGUCAUGUCCUCCCUGACCCAACAUGGUCCAGGGAGAGGAGGCUUGGACACAGGUGCCUGCCCCUCAAAGAAUAAAGCCAAGGUUUGUUUGUUUUUUUUAAAUUGGAGACUCUGGUUGCUUUAUUGAGGCCUAUUUCUGUCUAAUGUGCCCAGGAGGAGUGCAUUUGGAGAGCGUGAAAGAAACCCUUGCAAAGAUGACCCAGGUGAGGGGGGACAGAAAACCUGACCCAGCUUUAGACCCCUUUCCUAUCUGGGUUUAUUUCCUCUCUCAUAGGCCUGGAUCCAACUCCACUGGGUUAGAGGAAGAAAGGCACUCCCUCAGGCCUUGCUGGGCUUCUGGGCUGCACUGAUUGAUUGUCCCACCCUUCUGGUCUAGGUGAGGACUGAAGGUCUCUCUUUCCAUAAUCCUACCAAGACACGGGUUAAACACACACACACACACACACAACAUGACUAGGGACCUUAAGGGAGGGGACUUAGGGGGAAGAACUGAGCAAAAGGAGAUAGAAAGGACCAAUGUUUACCAAGUUUACAAAGACACAAAGGCAUGGGGUCCUUCGAUGGUAGCUGAUGUUUCUAUGGGGACCCCACUUUCCCCUCCCCACACUGGCAGGCAGUUCAGAUCCAUCCUGGGGGAUCUGGAGAACCCCAGCUUGAACUGAUAUCCAUCGGGACUCGAUUUCCACCUUCCCAGUGAGGGUGGGCUGCCCCUCUAAAGCAUCUCGAGGAUUCCCAGGCCCUGACAUUGGCCAUUAUCUUUGGGGCCUCUAGGUCUCUCCUCAGUCCGGUCGCUGAACUCUUUUGCCCAUUUAGGGUCACCUCCUUGAGAACCGGGGGAGGGGCAGGCUGCUUUCUUUUUCUCUUUGUAUUCCACAUAAUAAAUGCUUUUUCUUUCAUUAAGGUUUGCAAAGCUUUUAGAAAAAAGUCCAUUAUCUCACUUGACCGUCACAGGGCUAUUAUCCCCAUUGUACACAUGAAGAAACUGAGGCACAGGAGGCUCAAUGGCUCUACGUUCAUUUAUCUUUCCAUGAUAUAAUAGCCUCUCUGACCCUGUUUCAGUGGGAGAAGGAAUUUUGGCCCUUAUCUGGACCGGAAAGGCAUUUCCUAUAACUCAAUUGAAUUCAACCAUCAUUUAUCACCCACCUAUUGUGUGUGAGACAGCUUGUCUCAGAUAGGGUGCUGCGCUUGG